AUGGGAGAGACUUCGGAGAAAGUCCCAAUUGCAGAGGACUUUGAACAAUGCCUACCACCUGCAUACAGUACGUCGGCCACGAAGACCCCCGUUGCUGUUGGUCGUCUCUUGAGAUUUGGGGCUGCGGCUCUCAUUGCCGGGGCAGUGCUGAUGCUUUGCGGAUCCAUUGGAGCUUUCUACCUCUGGAAAGCCAGUGACAGAAAUGUGUACAAUGUACACUACAGUAUGAGCAUCAAUGGAAAGGUGGAGGAGGGUUCCAUGGAAAUCGAUUCCGAUAAUAAUCUGGAAAGGUUUCGAACUGGGAGUGGAAAUGACGAGGCGUUGGAGAUUCAUGACUUUCACAUUGGAAUUACAGGAAUCCGGUUCUCUGGAGGGGAGAAGUGUUAUAUUAAAUCGCAAAUCAAGGCCAACCUUCCAGAGGUGGAGACGCUCAACAAGGAGUCAUUGAUGUUUGACCUGGAAGAUGAGAUCAUGCCAGUGAAGUUUGAUGAAGAGUCUCUGAUGUGGGUGGCUGCUGACCAGCCCCUGAAGGACAGCAGCUUCCUCAGCACCAAGAUCCUGGACCUCUGUGGAGACCUGCCCAUCUUCUGGCUCCACCCCACCUAUCCUAAAGAUGGAGUGAGGAGAAAGAGAGACACCCAGAGAGCCAAGCGUCAGUUUGACAUGGAGGAGUUUGAGGCAGCUGCUGAGGAGAGGAACACAGUGAGCCGUGCAGAGAAUAGCACCUCCAAGAGAGCCACAGAGGAGGAGGCGGAGGCCACGGGCUCAGCAGCCACCGGCUCUGCCUACAACCCAGAAAACCCCUACCAUCGCAAUCAGGAGGGAGAGGAGGGCACCAUGACCUUUGACCCAAUGCUAGACCACCAGGGGAUCUGCUGCUCAGAGUGCCGACGCAGCUACACCCACUGUCAGAGGAUUUGCGAACCGUUGGGCGGCCACUGGCCUUGGCCCUACAACUACAGAGGCUGUCAGGUAGCUUGUCGAGUGAUUCUGCCUUGCCGCUGGUGGGUGGCCCGCAUAUUAGGUAUUGUGUAA
Molecule: messenger RNA, 1035 nt
Organism: Salvelinus namaycush (lake trout)
Lineage: Eukaryota; Metazoa; Chordata; Actinopteri; Salmoniformes; Salmonidae
Product: leukocyte cell-derived chemotaxin 1-like
Exons: 7
Coding region: 1-1035 (344 amino acids)
Biological process (GO): negative regulation of endothelial cell proliferation; negative regulation of angiogenesis
Source: RefSeq, a predicted model, not a curated record